UCAUAUUUCAAUAUUUAUCUUUAAAUUUUAAUUCAAACCACUAAGUAAAACUUUACUUUUUCGUUCCAAUAUCUUAGACAUACGUGUGUUAUGGUAUUAAUUUUACCGCGUAGUUCUUUCAAAAAGUUUUAGUAUUACUAUAACUUGGAACUACUUAAUUUAAGCUGUGUAAAAUUUAAAGAAUUGAAAAAAUGAACUCUGAACCCGACGAAUAUUAUGAAAUAACUUCACAAUUAGAUGCUAGAGAAAUACUGAGAUAUUUAAAUAACCUAGGUAUACGCAAUAUAAGUGGUGAAGUUUUAAAAUACUUUAUAACUGAUUUAAAAAAGUUCAUAAAAUAUGAUCUACAGCAUAGGGAUCAUAACUCAAGUCCUACAACCCAAACCUCUGAAGUUGUAGGACCAGAGAGGUUGCACAGUGCUAGCACAUUUUCUUCUAGGACUAGGUCUAAAAUACCAGAUGCCCAAACAAAAUGCACCAGGGAGUGUGAGAAAAUUAGAAAACACACUAAUGUCAGAACCAUCCAUUCUGCACCAAACCUGUUCAGCCAAAAAACAGAUGAAAAAUUAAUAAGGAGAGCUUGCUCGUGUGUUACAGUUGACAAAAAGCCAGCAUUGCAAAAGGAAACACCAAAAUCAACUAUCAGUAGUAAUUUAAUCAAAGUUCCCAAACAACCUACUAUAAAAAAAAGUGAUCCUGUAUCCCUCUACCAUUACUACACAUCACUUUGGGCUAAAUACAAGCCAAAUGUACCAGGGGAGAAUGACUGGUCUGACCUAAGGUGGAAUAUUAGACAGAAGAUGGUGGGAAAUGCAGCUGGCUCUCAAACCUCCAAUAAGGCUACAGAAAUGCAAGUAAAAAAGAAAAAAACUCCUACUACAGCCUGACAUUUAACUAUUUAUUUAUUAUAAGAAUCAAUCAAAUGUAGGCAUUAUUUACUGACAUGGGGCAUGAACUUAAAAAGGAAAUGUAGUACAAAAUAGAUAAGUUUAUCUGUCCACAGACAGAGCCGCCUUAGUAUUAUGCUCUGGUGCCUGGGAGCGGCCAAUGCCAAUUACCACACUCCAAUGAUGAACUCAGGAUCUGCUGGUAUUAUGCAAAAUUAUACUAACCACUAGUGACUACAAACUACAAGCGCUAGUGACUACAAAACAUAGUCCUAGGACCUUUCUCCAACUUUGGAUAACUUCUUGCACAGCCCUAUCAAAGGUUUUACUGAUUCCUGUCCAAAUGGUGUUUUUUAAGUAAAGGGAUCAAUAAACUAGCUAUGAGAUGGCAAAAGUACACAGAUAGCAAUGGUACUAUGAUUAAAUAAAUAUGUCUUAUUUUAUAACAAUCGCCUUUAUGUUUCUCCCUUACAGAAAACCAAUUUCAUAUGUAAGGAUCUAAUAUUACAUUAUAACUUAAGGCAGGCUAUUAAACAUUUUAUGUGAUAUUAUAAUAUUGAAUAAUAUUUUUUUACAAGGAUUCAGAUAA
Molecule: messenger RNA, 1476 nt
Organism: Pararge aegeria (speckled wood butterfly)
Lineage: Eukaryota; Metazoa; Arthropoda; Insecta; Lepidoptera; Nymphalidae
Gene: Hyls1
Exons: 4
Coding region: 192-887 (231 amino acids)
Biological process (GO): cilium assembly
Cellular component (GO): non-motile cilium; centriole
Source: RefSeq, a predicted model, not a curated record